AUGCCUCCCGAUCCCGUAUUAGAUGAGGAGGACGAGCAGUACGUCUCGUCUGAAGACUCAGACUUCGCCCCUGAUGAAGCACCAGAAGCCGCAUCCGACCAGUCCGAUACUGAAGAAGAUGCAAAUGAGGGCUCCAAGAAACGAAAGCAGCCACCAAAAGAUGGAGCGGCCGCAGGGGACGACUACGAUAACUCUGGAGACGAAGCAGUUAUUGCAAAGGGGAACAAAAGGCGGAAGCGAGCAGAGGAGAAGGGGCGUCUUGCAGAUGAAGACGAGGGCGGCGAAGGAGGAUUGGUCAAGACCCGUGCCCAACGAGCACUAGAAAAGGAGGAGCGCAAGCACGCCGUCAGUCAUGGACCCGUUACCAUCGACGUAGAUGCGAUGUGGGCACAGAUGAUGUCUGGCGAACAAAUCAAACCUAGCGCACAAGCAGACGAAGCCGACGGCGAGUCUACGAAAGACACAACAGAUAACAACGCCGCUCCAGCCGUCUCGUCCAAUGAUCCGCAAUCGGACACAAUCCGCAUAAAGCGCACGUACAACUUUGCCGGACGAGUCCACACAGAGGAAAAGGUUGUUGCACGAGACUCAGCCGAGGCCAGGCUAUAUCUUGCGUCCCAGGAACAAAACCCGCCCGACAUGGAUUCAUCGCCAACGAAGCGCGCGACACGAAAGGCAUUCCGCUCGGCUUUCGAGCCCAUAGUAGACUCACGGGUAGGACGCGCAGACUUGAACCUCGGACUAGCUGCGCGGAUUCAAGCUGGUAAGGAGGCACGAGCCAAGAAACUCAAUACUGUGGAAAAGAGCAGAAUGGACUGGGCGGGCUAUGUGGACAAGGAGGGGAUCAAGGACGAGCUGGAGCUGGCCAGCAAGUCGAAGGACUCGUAUACUGCUCGACAGGAUUUCUUGGCGAGGAGCGAGGCUAUACGCGACGACGACGCGCGAAGGGCCAGAAUAGCCGGGAAGGCUUGA
Pochonia chlamydosporia 170 is the source of this 972-nucleotide messenger RNA. RefSeq names its product SWR1-complex protein 5. The transcript is spliced from 2 exons. Bases 1 to 972 code for a protein of 323 amino acids. The record is from RefSeq and is a predicted model, not a curated record. Lineage: Eukaryota; Fungi; Ascomycota; Sordariomycetes; Hypocreales; Clavicipitaceae.